This is a messenger RNA of Schizosaccharomyces osmophilus, 930 nucleotides long. RefSeq names its product sensor for misfolded ER glycoproteins Yos9 (gene yos9). Gene Ontology annotation, biological process: retrograde protein transport, ER to cytosol; endoplasmic reticulum unfolded protein response. The transcript is spliced from 3 exons. NCBI's taxonomy places the organism in Eukaryota, Fungi, Ascomycota, Schizosaccharomycetes, Schizosaccharomycetales, Schizosaccharomycetaceae. The record is from RefSeq and is a predicted model, not a curated record. Gene Ontology annotation, cellular component: endoplasmic reticulum lumen. The coding region runs from base 1 to 930 and encodes 309 amino acids.
AUGAGAAAACUGGCCUUUUACACGUUUCUUUUAUGUUUUGUUUCCUUGGUAUAUGCUUCGAUUUUCAAUUGGAAAGAUGCGUUUUCUUAUCCAAAAUUUUCCUUUGAAUGGAGUCCUGAAGCUCUUAAUGUAACCAGAAUGGAAGAAUUGAAGAGUCGGUUGUUGAAUGACAAACUCUGGACGCGCCUUCGCACGGGAGACGAUGAUUAUUUCUGUGUUUAUCCCAAUAUCACAACUAUAGAGUCAAAGUCACCGCUAGAACAGCCUAUGCAUGACAUGAAUGAAAUAAAGAACCAAAUAUCCCAAGCGUUAGACUCCCUCAGCGAAGUUAUUAUAAGGGAGAAACGCGGAUACUGGACAUAUGACUAUGUUCACAAUCAGUUUGCAAUUCAGUAUCAUUUGGAUGUUUCCCCCGACUUCAAAACACCCGUUAUAGAACCCAUAUAUUAUUUGGGAAAGGCUCGUUCCCAAGAAGGAAACGAAAAGCCUCAGGAAGAGCAAUUACUGGUCAAGUUUGACGAUGGAAAAGCCUAUUUACAAAGUACUUAUUACAACGGCACGAUCUGUGAUGUUACAAAUAAACCACGCACUGUUGUUUUAAAAUACGAAUGUGAUGGCGACGACUCAGCUCCAAAGUUUACUCAGUAUCAAGAAGUGUCUAGUUGCUCUUAUUUCAUGACGAUCCAUGUUCCUGCUUUGUGCAAGCAUAAAGCUUUCCAACCCAUAGAUGACAGUCCUAUCGAAAACAUCGUUUGCUACCGUAUUUCCACAGGAUCAGAUAAUCAUGGUCGUGCCACUAGCACCAAUUCCCAGUUACCUACCGGAACCAGUACUAGUAGCUCUACGAAAUUGAAUAGUGAUGCAAAAGUCAAUGUGGGUGGGUCCGUACAAUUUACAAGCAGUCCUCCCGACGCUGAGGAAGAACUUUAA